Salvia miltiorrhiza (redroot sage) is the source of this 1090-nucleotide messenger RNA. Its product is annotated as LOB domain-containing protein 18-like. The record is from RefSeq and is a predicted model, not a curated record. The transcript has 2 exons. Gene Ontology annotation, biological process: hormone-mediated signaling pathway; positive regulation of DNA-templated transcription. Bases 194 to 898 code for a protein of 234 amino acids. Gene Ontology annotation, cellular component: nucleus. NCBI's taxonomy places the organism in Eukaryota, Viridiplantae, Streptophyta, Magnoliopsida, Lamiales, Lamiaceae.
AGCAACAAAUACCACCAAACCCUAAAGCCAAAUAAAAUUAUUUUUAGAGAGAUAAUUAAAAAAAAAAAAAAACCUGUUUCUCUCUCUAGAUCCCUUAAUUCUCCGGAGAUGAAAACCCUGGUAGUGAUGUAAUUAAUAUAUCCUCUUUUUGCUUUUUCGCAUUUGUGGGGUGUCGGUAUCAGAUUAAUCAGGUAUGAGCAGUGGAAGCGCGGGCGGGAGCGGCGCGGCGGCGGGAGGAGGCGGCGGCGGCGGGGGGCCGUGCGGGGCAUGCAAGUUCCUGCGGCGGAAGUGCGUGUCCGGGUGCAUAUUCGCGCCGUAUUUCGACUCGGAGCAGGGCGCCGCCCACUUCGCGGCGGUGCACAAGGUGUUUGGGGCGAGCAACGUGUCGAAGCUGCUCCUCCACAUCCCGCCGCACAAGCGCCUCGACGCCGUCGUCACCAUCUGCUACGAGGCGCAGUCGCGCCUCAGGGACCCCAUCUACGGCUGCGUCGCCCACAUCUUCGCCCUUCAACAACAGGUGGUGAAUCUGCAACAAGAACUCUCUUACCUACAAGCCCACCUCGCCGCCCUCGAGCUUCCGAUUCCGACUCCGGCGCCGCCGCAGCAGCUGUUGGUGCCGGCGUCGCAGUCCAUACUAGAUUUACCUCCGAUCCCGGCGGCUUACGACUUCUCGGCAGUGUGCGGCGAUAUGGCGGUGCCGCAGAUCUCUUCUUGGAGCCUCUAUCCGCGGCAGCAAAUCGAGCAGCGCCAGUUUUCCAGCGCCGCCGCGACGUCCGCUGUUGGAGGAGGCGGCGGCGGCGAUCUCCAAGAACUAGCGCGUGAGCUGCUGAACCGGCAUGCUCCGCCUACCGUGAGAUGCAGGAAUCAGGCUUCAUCUAUGCCGCCCAAUUCUAGGUAGACAAUGAAAAUGGAAAAAGGAAAAAAAAAAAAAAGUUAUAAUUGAAAGUGAUUAGCAAGCUGAUCAAGUAGCUUAAUUUGCUCAACUGAAACUCGAGGGAAUUUGCUCCGUUUCUAUUUUGUUCUUUUUUUUUGGUACUUGCAAGUGGGAAAGUAAGUUUUUAUAUGGUCGAUUAAUUAAUCAAAGGUUUUA